AUGCUCCUGGUACCUCCGUCGUUGGGCGAUUAUCCACCCGCUGUCUACCCGCGCGUGUGUAGGGAGUCGUCCUACUGGUACUCUGCACCGGUGGCCGAGAUGCAACGGGUUGUAGCAGUGGUGGCAAGGAGCCGUGGAUACUCUUUGGAAGUAAUGCACAAUGACAUUGUGCCGUCCAAGUAG
Molecule: messenger RNA, 183 nt
Organism: Peronospora matthiolae
Lineage: Eukaryota; Oomycota; Peronosporomycetes; Peronosporales; Peronosporaceae
Source: the annotation of a GenBank genome assembly